AUGAAAGAAAAAAGCGAUAUUGGUGCAAAUAAAAGGCUAGCGACACGCUGGCGUGUUUUCGUUUUGGCACUUAUAGCAUGUGGCAUUCUAAGCUGGCUAUCUUUUCCUUUGCAUUGCCCUGGUAGGGAGUUACCUGAUCAAAAACGAACCCCUGGCACAUUUAAACUCAAGACAAUAUACAGGCAUGCGGCUAAUGGGCCUCACGCAGCGCAGCAAAAACUAGACAUUACACCACAACUUUUGGAGAAAGGUCGGGCAGAAUAUGCUGAACACUUGAGUAUCAAGCAAGAAGGCGAUGACGAGCUAUGGACAAGUAAUGAACUCUAUGCCACGAAUAAUCCAUUAGACUUUGAAUUCAAACUCAAAGUGGAACCGAUUCGCAUGACAAGAAUGAUGUACAGAAGUCCUGAAUUUGUUGAAUCGUAUUUAGAUUUUGCGCUCGAAAAUCCCGAUAUGGCUGCGAAGGUUGAUCUGGAUUGGGUCAACGACAUAGUAUUGGCGCCUAAUAUCAGCGAUAAAGACACGAUUUUGAGUUUAGCUUUGAUGUCAUCCAAUGCUUAUGUGAGGUUACCACACACCGGUGACUGGAGAAACGUCACAGAGCCAUGGCAUAAUUCUGGCGGAGAUGGCCACGGCUGGGACGGGGAUGGUAUCAGAGGUCAUAUUUUUGUCAACGAAGUUGAAGACGUAGUCGUCAUCUCCAUUAAAGGCACAAGCGCACAGGGACUAGCAGGAUCUGGUGAAGAUGACACAACUGGAAACGAUAAGGUAAACGACAACCUGUUGUUUUCUUGUUGUUGUGCGCGCGUCAGCUAUCUAUGGACGACAGUUUGCGAUUGCUUUGUAAAAUCUUACACAUGUGAUGAAACAUGUUUAGAACGUGAGUUAAGGAGGAAAGAUAGAUAUUACUCAGCUGUGCUGGAUGUCUACAAGCAGGUCCUCAAAGACUAUCCAUCUUCAACAAUCUGGGUGACUGGCCACUCUCUCGGAGGAGCUAUGGCUAGCUUUCUGGGUCGCACAUAUGGAUUGCCAACAGUGACUUUUGAGGCACCGGGAGAACUACUAGCAACAAGAAGAUUGCACUUGCCGAUGCCGCCGGGAUUGCCUGCUUACUUGGAGGGCGUAUGGCAUUUUGGUCAUACAGCAGACCCAAUUUAUAUUGGAACCUGCAAUGGUGCCAGUUCAUCAUGUUCUAUCGCAGGUUAUGCUUUCGAAACUUCUUGCCAUUCGGGAAAAGUAUGCACAUAUGAUGUCGUCAACGACAAAGGAUGGCACGUUAAUAUGCUCAACCACAGAAUCCACACGGUAAUUGAUAAUGUGUUGAGUGCUUAUGAUAAAGUGGCAAAGUGUAAACCCCCCGAACCAUGUCACGAUUGUUAUAAUUGGAACUAUAUUCAGGGCAGAGACACAAGCACUAAGAUCCAAACGGAGACGAAGACAAGCAAGUCUAAGACUAAGACCAAGACUAAGGAUCUACCGACAUCAACAUUAACCAGUGUGACUUCGACCACCGAUUUUACUACUCCAGAACCCACAGCCUCCAGCUGCAUAGGGCGCAAUUGGUUUGGAAUAUGUACCAGAUACGGAUUAUAG
Molecule: messenger RNA, 1593 nt
Organism: Lachancea fermentati
Lineage: Eukaryota; Fungi; Ascomycota; Saccharomycetes; Saccharomycetales; Saccharomycetaceae
Source: the annotation of a GenBank genome assembly